AUGGCCAACCUCAACGUAGAGGAGGUGCUCAAGAAGCUGACCAUUACCGAAAAGGUUGAACUGCUCUCCGGCAUCGACUUUUGGCAUACAAAGGCUUUGCCCAAGCAUGGGAUACCCUCCAUUCGCAUGUCCGAUGGCCCGACCGGCGUACGCGGAACCAAGUUCUUCAAUGGUGUCCCCGCUGCUUGCUUUCCCUGCGGUACUGCCCUUGGUGCUACCUUCAAUCAAGAGCUUCUUGAGCAGGCCGGCAAGACCAUGGGCGACGAGGCCAUUGCCAAGAGCGCCCACCUGAUUCUCGGUCCGACGAUCAACAUGCAGCGGUCUCCCCUUGGCGGCCGCGGCUUCGAGUCGAUUGGCGAGGAUCCAUUCCUGAGCGGACUCGGUGCCGCGGCUCUAGUCCGCGGUAUUCAGAGUACCGGUGUUGUUGCUACCAUCAAGCACUUUCUCUGCAACGACCAGGAGGACAAGCGCAUGGGUGUCCACAGUAUCGUCACCGAGCGUGCUCUCCGCGAAAUCUAUGCCAUGCCCUUCCAGAUCGCUGUUCGCGACGCCUAUCCUGGCGCCUUCAUGACCGCCUAUAAUGGCAUCAACGGCACUUUUUGCAGCGAGAACCUUAAAUAUCUCGAUGGCAUGCUGCGCAAGGAAUGGGGCUGGAGUGGGCUCAUCAUGAGUGACUGGUUUGGCACGUAUAGCACAAACGAUGCCGUCAAGGCCGGCCUUGAUCUCGAGAUGCCAGGUCCUUCGCGUUUUCGCGGUGACGCUCUCCAGUUCAAUGCUUCCACCGGCAAGCCUUUUAUCCAUCACAUUGACGACCGCGUGCGCGCUGUGCUAAACCUGGUCAAGAAGGUCUCGUCCCUACCAAUUGAAGAAAACGGCCCCGAAACGACACUUGACACACCUGAAACGGCCGCCCUGCUACGAAAAAUUGGCAAUGAAAGUAUUGUGUUGCUAAAGAACAAGGAUAAUAUACUCCCUUUUUCCAAAGACAAGAAGACUCUGGUGUUGGGGCCUAACGCCAAGGAGGCCACUUACCAUGGUGGUGGCUCAGCUGCUCUUCGUGCCUACUAUGCCGUUACUCCAUAUGAUGGUAUUAGUGAGAAACUCGGUAGUCGGCCUGCCUUUACUGUUGGCGCCUAUACCCAUCGCUUUCUGCCCAUCCUGGGAAGUCAACUCACCGACCCUAACGGCAAGCUUGGCAUGCGUUGGAGGGUCUUCAACGAAGCCCCGGGGACCCCUGAUCGCAAAGUGAUUGACGAGCUUCAGUUCACCAAAACUGAGAUGCAUUUGGUCGACUACAGUAACCCGAAAGCCAACGAUGUAUGGUAUGCAGAUCUAGAAGGCUCCCUCGUCGCCGAUGAGGAUUGCACAUUUGAGAUCGGUGUCGUUGUUUCCGGCACGGCCAAGGCAUUUGUCAACGAUCAGCUCAUUGUUGACAACGCCACGAAACAAAUCGCCGGUGACGCAUUUUUUGGCACCGCCACUCGCGAAGAGCGCGGUUGCGUCGGGAUGAAGAAGGGCGAAACCUAUAAGUUCCGUAUCGAGUUCGGCUCGGCUCCUACAUUUACUCUGAAGGGUGAUGCGUAUGUGUCUGGCCAUGGCUCUCUCCGCGUUGGCGGUUGCAAGGUCCUUGAUGACCAGCAGGAAAUAAAAAAAUCCGUGCAGCUCGCCAAAGAGCAUGACCAAGUCAUCAUUUGCGCUGGCCUCAACUCGGACUGGGAGUCAGAGGGCGGGGACCGCGCAUCCAUGAAGUUGCCCGGCGUUCUUGACCAGCUCAUUGCCGAAGUCACUGCCGCCAAUGACAGCACGGUCGUUGUCAUGCAAACCGGCACACCCGAGGAGAUGCCCUGGCUGUCCCAUACCAAAGCUGUCCUACAAGCCUGGUAUGGAGGCAACGAAACCGGCAACUGCAUUGCUGAUACCAUUUUCGGCGACGCAAAUCCCUCUGGCAAACUGUCACUCAGCUUCCCCAAGCGUCUGCAGGACACGCCUGCGUUCCUGAACUUCCGUGCCGAAGCCGGCCGCACUCUCUACGGCGAGGAUGUCUACGUUGGCUACCGCUACUACGAGUUUGCCGACCGAGAAGUCAACUUUCCAUUUGGCCACGGCCUGUCUUACACAACAUUUGGCUUUUCCGGUCUGUCCGUCGCUACCUUCAAGGGCAAGGUGGAGGCCACUCUCACGAUUACCAACACUGGGAGCAGGAAGGGCUCCGCCGUUGCGCAAAUGUACAUUCAGCCAAGGCAGGCCGCACGCGUCAACCGCCCCGUCAAGGAGCUGCGUGGAUUCACAAAGGUCGAGCUCGAGGCCGGCGCGUCCAAGACGGUCUCUAUUAGCGAGCUUGAAAAGUACGCGCUGGCAUAUUUUGACGAAGAGCGUGACCAGUGGUGUGUCGAGUCAGGCGAAUACGAUGUCAUCAUCAGCGACAGUAGUGUUGUCAAUGAGAUGACGCUGCGGGCUAGCAUUACCGUACCGGAGACAUAUUGGUGGUCUGGCAUUUAG
Cordyceps militaris CM01 is the source of this 2499-nucleotide messenger RNA. Its product is annotated as beta-glucosidase. The transcript is spliced from 2 exons. Gene Ontology annotation, molecular function: beta-glucosidase activity. Gene Ontology annotation, biological process: glucan catabolic process. Lineage: Eukaryota; Fungi; Ascomycota; Sordariomycetes; Hypocreales; Cordycipitaceae. The record is from RefSeq and is a predicted model, not a curated record. The coding region runs from base 1 to 2499 and encodes 832 amino acids.